Molecule: messenger RNA, 3355 nt
Organism: Triticum dicoccoides
Lineage: Eukaryota; Viridiplantae; Streptophyta; Magnoliopsida; Poales; Poaceae
Exons: 3
Coding region: 458-2002 (514 amino acids)
Biological process (GO): sesquiterpene biosynthetic process
Molecular function (GO): cyclase activity
Source: RefSeq, a predicted model, not a curated record
GACUGCUAUACUAUUCGCGAUGAAGUCCUUUUUGCUCCCAAACCAAGGAAAGACCUUUGUCCCGUUGGUGUGGGUCAGAUACCCCGUACUUCAACUAACCUGCCGGCCGCUUUCCCCUACACUCAACAGAACCAGUUCAUCGGAGGUCCCACGCUUCCCCCCUCAUUCAGGAUCCUUCGCGCCUGCUGCGAUCUGGAUUCGGAUGAUCAAUCGAGCGGCUUUUUGUCCAGUUCUUCCUGGGUGAUCCUCUAUCCGGUUGGGGAUUUUCCUUCGAUCGGCUUCUCCUCCUAAGAGGUUCCACUAGUAUGCUCAUCCUACUUGAUGCCAGAAAUCCAGAGUCAUUUUAACUACUUUUAUAGCAGAAAGAACACUUCAAUUCCAUUAGCUCACAGCUUCAAGUUCAUCAUCCUCUGUCUCUGCUCAACCAAUAAUACAGAUUUCAGUCACACAUACAGAAAUGGGUAACACUGUUGCCGAGGAAGACAUAGAAGACAUACCAAAUUCAGAUGCAAAUCCACCAAUUUUGACUGAAUAUCACAUCACAGUCCCUACCCUUCACGACGGACUAAUGCAAGGGGAACACCAACACGAGAGAAGGCUUCUGGAUUUCCUGAAAGCAACGCCUUCAGUGCAAUGGCUGAAGGACAUCAACGUCUGCGCGCCACUGGGAAAAUUUCAGCUGCCAUCGAUCGGCGUCCACCGCUACCUCCAUGUCCACUUCAUCAGAACUGUCGACUGGAGCUCACUGCUCGCCAUCUGCAAGAACCACCUCAAGCAUCCCCUCAACAUCGCCCUACUCAUCUGGCUGCUCUGCGUCGCCGCCGCCGGCGCCAUGCUUGGGCUGCUCCUGUUGGGGCUGCUGAACAAGGCAUUCCCUUCCAGGGCACUGAGGCACCACUGGAUAGAGAUCGACAACCAGAUCCUCAACGCGCUCUUCACGCUCAUGAGCAUCUACCAGCACCCCAUCCUCGUCCACCACCUCGUUCUCCUCUGCCGGUGGCAGCCGGAGGACGCCGCCGAGGUAAGAAAGGUGUACUGCAAGAAUGGCGCCCGCCGUCCCAACGAGCGAGCGCACAUGUCCUUCGUGGUGGCCCUCCUCCACAUUACAUGCAUUUCGCAGUACAUGGAGUGCAGCCUCUACUGGGGCUACCCAAGCAGGUCACGCUCCGAGUUCGCCGAGAACUUCUUCUUCAUCCUCGGCGUCGCCGCGCCGGUCGUCGCCGGCGCUCAUAUGGUGUACAGCCCUCUAGGCAGAGACGACGACGUCGCUGCCGCCUCCUGCGAAGAGGCCAAGCAGCUCCACUCAGCCGGAGCCGAAGAAUCGACGGAAGAAACGACGGCUGUCGGCAACCCGAUGUGGGCGGGGGAGCUGCUGGACUGCGGCGAGGACCCGGCGGCGUGCUACCUGUCGUUCCUGUGCACGUUCUGCGUGUUCGGCUGGAACAUGGAGCGGCUCGGGCUGGGCAACAUGUACAUGCACACCGCCAUGUUCCUGCUGCUGUGCGUCGCGCCCUUGUGGGUGUUCAACGUCACGGCGCUCAGCAUCCACGACUACGCCCUCAGCGACGCCUUCGGCGGCGCCGGGGUGGUGCUCUGCUUCCUCGGCCUCCUGUACGGCGGUUUCUGGAGGAUCCAGAUGAGGAAGCGGCUCGGGCUGCCCCGGAGCAGGUGGUGCUGCGGCUCGUCGUCGCUGACGGACUACGCGCAGUGGCUGCUCUGCUGGCCGUGCGCGCUCGCGCAGGAGGUGCGCACGGCGAACCUGUACGGCCUGAGGGACGACGGCGGUCUCUACGGGAAGCUGGUGGACGGCGGUGACCCGGAGCGAGGGCCGGACGUGCCGGUCUGCGUUGGGAUGCACGAGGGGAUCGAUGCUGCCGUCCAUCUCGCGGUGGACGGCGAGAUGAUCCCGCCCGUCCAGCCGGUGGUAGAGUCUGGACGGCAGAGGCAAGCCGGCGACGAAGAAAUUGUUGCAAAUGGCAGUAGCGUCCAGCUCCAAAGUUGACCGCAGCUAUUGGAUGGUGACUGAUGCUGUAUACUAAUGCGAAAGCUGACGGAUAGAUUCUUGCUUUUCGUGAUCGAUGUCACCAUUUUGACAUUGUUAUGCUCCUGGUUUGUCAUGUUCUGCACAGGACUUUAGGUCGUCAGUCAUUACUUAGUCCAGUUUUAUUCAGAUCAUCUACCUUGACACUCCAACAGAUGUCAUCUUUCAUUGAUUCUUUUCGUAUUGCACGUUACUAGAAGAAGAAGAAGAAAGUCUCUCUUGAUUAUUUUGAGAGGCACCUACUAUGACGAUGAUGAUGAAAUAUGAAAUCAUGUGUAAGCCUCUGGUUAAAGAAUAAUGUACCAUGUCAGCUAGUGUGUUCCAGUAACUUCAGAAAGAUUUAGCUGGAGCCAGUUCAAAAGUGGAUUCUUGCGCGUUUCAUGGUAGCCUUGGGCAACCUGUAGAGUCCCUCUCCAAGUGUGAAAGAAAUGCUCCAAUGCCCUGCCUUCACGAUGACAGCUUUAAAGCGAACCGAUGCUGUGUGCUUUGUCAUUCACGGUGGAGAACAAAAGUUUGCCGUUGCUUGUAGAAAUGAGAAAGGUACAGACGCAUUAUAUAAGCUCCAGGAUACAGAGACUGAAACCUCUCUACUCCCGAGCUCUCCGAGAAGUAAGUGGUGGCUGCACCUCCACAGUAGCAGUCUCCUGUUCAGUUCUGCUCGCCGGGAAGCCAAGCCAUGGCUGUGGUGGAGCUCAAGGUCGGGAUGCACUGCGACAGGUGCAUCAAGUCGAUCAAGAAGGCGAUCAAGACGAUCGAUGGUUCCAAAGCCUCUGACCCACUCGACAAAAGACAGUCUCACUUUCCAUACUUGCAGUAUAUCUGUAUAUGAUUAAUUAUUAACCUGGUUUGUGCGUGCGUAUGUGCAGACAUGGAGAGCUACCAGCUCGAGAAAGAAACGAACAAGGUGACCGUGACGGGGAACAUCACCCCGGAGGAAGUGGUGAAGGCUCUGCAGAAGAUCGGGAAGACGGUAACUUACUGGGGCGAGUGAAGAACAGAGCCCAGAGGAAGAGGGAACAGACGGUAACAUAGUGCUGCUGGGGCGAAGACUAAAGCGCACGGAAUCAGCUAGCUAGCUAGUUACUGUAUUUACCAUGGGAUAUCAGGAGCUAUUUGUACUGCAGAUCGGGUAAUUGUGGUGAGUUUCUUUGAACUGCUAGAUGUUGGUUCUUCCCUCGCUUGAUCAUAUAUUGACCGCGGCGUCGUCGUGUUGGGUUAGCUCAUCUGUACUCAUGGCAAAAUCUUGUAGAGGAUGAACCCAAUUUUUGUACGUUUUCACGGGGAAUAUAUGUAUGAAAAGAGUGAUAUGUUUCA